Pantherophis guttatus is the source of this 4726-nucleotide messenger RNA. It is a transcript of the gene PTGER4, whose product is annotated as prostaglandin E receptor 4. Gene Ontology annotation, molecular function: prostaglandin E receptor activity. Gene Ontology annotation, biological process: positive regulation of cytosolic calcium ion concentration; adenylate cyclase-activating G protein-coupled receptor signaling pathway; inflammatory response. NCBI's taxonomy places the organism in Eukaryota, Metazoa, Chordata, Lepidosauria, Squamata, Colubridae. Gene Ontology annotation, cellular component: plasma membrane. The record is from RefSeq and is a predicted model, not a curated record.
AAGAGCGAGCAACGCGCCGCGCGCGGAGGAAGUAAGCGCGCGAUUGGAGCGCGAAGACGAAGGGCUGAGUUGGGGGCAUCCUCCGCAUCCCCUCCCCGCCCCACGAGUGAUCUCCUCUGGGUCUCCCCCCUCCGGUUCGUUUCCCAGCUCUUCUCCUAUGGGGAGUCUCGAAUGAGAUGUAUCGCUCUGGCUUCUGCUGCCAACGCCGCCACCGCGCUGUGAUCGGACCGCCGGAGAGGACGGAGAGGAGCGUGGCGGAGUCGCCGUCGCUUUUCGAAAAAGCGGGAAAAGCGCCUUUCGAAACCCCGCGGGCGAUCGGGUCCCACGAAACUUUCGGAUCGGGGGUGGCUUUCGCGAAGCCCUGGGAAGAAAGACAUCUCGGUGACGCUGGUCUGCUCGUAAGAUAAGAGGUCCUCGCUCCUGAAUCUGAAAAAGGAAGGGAAAACCAAAAAAAAAAAAAAAAAAAGCUAGUUUUUCCACAGAAGACGGGUGGGAAGCCCUCCUGUGACAAAAAAAAGAGGUCCGUUUUUUUGUUUUUUUUUAAACUGAAGAGGAGAAAGUUCAAACGACCCCAAGAAUCAGGCAGGAAACCCCACCCGCAAGUCUCUUGACCUCAUUCUGACCUGCAGAAUUAUUUUGGAGGAAUUGGGGCUACUGCCUUCUCCCCACCGUCCUGAAAGAAGAAGAACUCCCCAACUCUUUUUCCAUCUCUUCUCUUCUCCCUCUGAAAUGCAGGUUUUUCUCUUUCCCUUAUGUUUGCCGCCUUCUUGUUUCCCUUCCUCUCUGAACUGAACUUUAGCACCCUUAGCCCUUGUAGUAUAUCCACGUCUCCUCCGCCCUUUCUUGCUGGGUCUCCUCGGGGUUUUUUUGCCAUGGCGUUGAACCCCACCAUGCUCCCCGCUGCUACCAACAGCUCCUCCAAUGGGACAGGUGGCAUGCCGGAGAACAGCAAAGCCCUGACCAUCCCCAUGGUCAUGUUCAUUUUCGGAGUGGUGGGGAACCUCAUAGCCAUCGUGGUUCUUUGCAAGUCCAGGAAGGAGCAGAAGGAGACCACUUUCUACACGCUGGUCUGUGGAUUGGCUGUCACCGACCUCUUGGGGACUUGCCUGGUCAGUCCGGUGACUAUUGCUACGUAUCUGAAACAGGAAUGGCCUGGUGGCCAACCCCUGUGUGAAUACAGCAGCUUCAUCCUCCUCUUCUUUGGCCUGUCCGGACUCAGCAUCAUUUGCGCCAUGUCCAUAGAGCGGUACCUGGCCAUCAACCAUGCCUACUUCUACAACCAUUACGUGGAUAAGAAACUGGCGGCACUCACUCUUUUUGCAAUCUACGUUUCCAAUGUCCUCUUCUGUGCCAUGCCAAACAUGGGUUUGGGGAAGACAACGCUCCAGUACCCGAACACCUGGUGCUUCAUAGACUGGCAGACCAACAUAUCCAGCCAUGCUGCUUUCUCGUACAUGUAUGCCGGUUUCAGCUCCUUCCUCAUUAUGGUCACGGUGGUCUCCAACAUCUUGGUGUGCAUGGCCCUGAUCCGCAUGCACAGGCAAUUUAUGCGUCGCACUUCCCUGGGGACAGACCACGCCACGAACCGCCUGUCAGACUUUCGCCGGCGCAGGAGCUUCCGGCGCAUGGCCGGCGCAGAAAUCCAGAUGGUCAUCUUGCUCAUUGCCACUUCCUUGGUCGUAGUGAUUUGUUCCAUUCCUCUAGUGGUCCGGGUCUUUGUGAAUCAACUGUACCGUCCAGAUAUAGUAAGAGACAUCCAACAGAACCCAGAUUUGCAAGCUAUUCGUAUAGCUUCGGUAAAUCCCAUCUUGGAUCCUUGGGUCUACAUUCUGCUGCGCAAGACAGUCUUGAGCAAAGCCAUUGAGAAGGUCAAGUGUCUUUUCUGUCGCAUUGGUGGGGCCCGGCGGCAGCACUCAGGUAACAACUGCAACUGGGCCGAUGGUCACCGGACCUCCGUCACAGCAAGCCAUUCACCCUCCUUCAUCUCCCGAGAGUUGAGGGAGAUUAGUAGCACUUCACAGACUCUGCUAUACCCGCUGGAGCCAAGUGAAAGGAUGGUCGGAGACCGAAUGCUGUUACCAGGAACCAGCAGCUGUCUGGCUCAGUCAGACACUACAUCUAUAAGGACCUUAAGGAGUUCAAACACCUCAGAGUCCUCUCAGGGGCAAGAGUGUGAGAAUACCUUUUUGGUGAGUGAACUAAAGCCUAGCGGUAGUAGAACUCCUAAAGGCAACUCCCUUCAAGUCACUUUUCCCAGCGAAACUCUGGACUUGUCAGAGAAGUGUAUCUAAGCAGUAGAAAGAAGUUAAGAGACAAUUUGGUCCUUAAGUCAAGCGGGUAGGAACUGACACAACAAACAUAUCAAAUGCCCAUCUUUGCCAUCCAUUCUGUUGACCUAAGGCGUACACCUGAAGCUUAUCUGGAUUUCCUUGUCCUAAGCUUGAGGGUGAAAUAGCCAUUUAGGGCAAGUUGGACUUGGAAAUUUAUUUGUUUUAAUUUGUAUACUGCCCUUCUCCAGCAGAAAUGUGCACCAGGCAGGAAUCCACGAGAGACGUUGAACUAGCCGCCAUCUUGAUUUGCACCUCCCUCAACAUGGGUUCCAAGAUGCAGCUGUUGGAUCUUUCCUGUUAUGUGAUAAGCACAGGUUUCAGCAGGGCUUUAUUACCGCUAGAGACUCAUCCUCUGCCAUCAAACCCUGCCAAAGCAACAAAGGAAUGUAAUGGUGUCUGAAGUACAGGCUGCUGCUUGUUGCCUUACCUUGCCCUGGGAGAUAGGACUGUUUUCACAAAGUUUGUGUUGGAAAAAGUCACCAAUCUUCUCCAUCUGUACAUGACUGAAGCAUACUUAUUUCGCUCCAAACUCCCCUCUUGGCUUCAUAGUUGAGAGAGAUUCAUUACAAGAUAGUUGCCAAUGGAGGAACAAACUGGUCCAGUUGUUAAGGAAUUGAUAAAUCUCUCUAUUGUGUGAAAAAAAAUGUGAAUUUUUCUGGCUGAAAUGUUGUGACUGACUGUAUUUAAGGAAUGUAUAUUCUUCUCUGUGAGAAGGUUAAUUAUUAAUACAAAGUAUAGAAAAAAUAAUAUGGUCAGAUCCUCCUUUCUUCUUAAUGUAUGUGGGUUAGAUAAAUUUUGCAUUAGAUUUUUCAAAUUUGCAGACUCAAGAGGCCAGACUAGAGCUGAUUGAUAAGACAAGAGCUGAGGAAUCUGGAAUUACACAGGAAGACGUUUUGAUGCCACUAUAGGAAUAAUAAAAGCUUUUUGUUUUUAAAAUGCUUCUCAUAUUUUCUUAAGUCUCUUUUUGAGUCGAGCUUGACUCUUUGUGACUUCAUGGACAGAGCUAUGGAACUGCACAUCCUUAAAAAGAAAUAAAAAUUAUGUGCGGUGAAUUUCCCUUCAAAAUAUAAGUAGUUCCUAGCUAAGCUAAUAAUGCAGUUCUGUUAACAUCUGGUAUGUAUGGAUGCCACACUGAGGCUUUACUCAGAAGUACAUUCCACAAUUACGGUAACAAUUCUUGCUGAUUUAGGCACUUCCUUCACAUGUGCAAAAUCAAAGUCCAAAACAUGCAUCCAUAGUCAACAUCCUCUUUGCCUUAUUCUAAAUGUGUUUGCUCAGAGAUAUUUCAGAAUUUAGUGCAAGAAAGCAUCUUAAAAGACCAUAAUCUAAGGGCUGCCAUACGUAGCCAACUGUACGGCCUCUGCUGUUUUUUGUACUUAUGGCAACCCCGGUCUAUUACAAAUGUUAACACAUAUUCAAAUGAGUAUCACAUCACGCUUUGCAUUAUCAGUGUCCAUAUAGGAAUUGGCAGCUGUACAAUACAUGCCAUUACCAUUCUUGUAAACAUCCUGUUAAAAGAUUUUUCUUAUCUGCUAUACAGUCCACUCUAUUUAUAUGACGAUAUUGUUACGUGAGCAAUAUUUUUCCAUUUAUCCUUGUUACGGUUGCAAUCAGUCUUCCCCAGCCUGUAUGGAACUGAUAAAAGAUUUGCAAACAACCAAGCUUCAUUGGCUGAGAAUUCUGGGGGUCGUAUAUCCGAGGCAUCUGGAGGUGGGCUUGCUAUAGAAGAAAUGGAGAAAUGCAGGAAACUCCAAACGUGUUUAUUGUGCACACCACUGUGUAAAUUAUUCUACAGAUGGUUGUUGGUCUUUUGUGAUUCGGAAUGCAUGUUGCAAUUAUCCAUUUUCAGUUGUAAUGAAUUUGGAGCAUGAAAAAUUACCACACCAUUGUUUUUGUGGCCUUUCAGUUAUUUCUGACAUUUGUUACAGCAAAUGUUGUAGUUUGCCCUAAUGCUUUUGGAAUAAUGAAAGACUAUGCUCUAAAAACCAAUUUAAUUGAUUUGAGCACUAGAACUGAAAGAAAAAGCAACUAUGGUGUGGUCUAUUUAUUAAAAACAAUGACAGGUAAGAUUAGGAAAAACAUUAGCCUUAAAAGUUUCUCUCCAUUAAAAAAAAAUCUCUAAAGCCACUGGAAAUUUAUGUUUUCGAAUGCUAUGUUCAAAGGAUUAGAUUGUUGUGUUCCAGUAUUAUUAUCCUGUAUUGAUGUUCAAGGUCUGGUUUUUGUCAAGGAAAAAGCACGUUGUGUUGCUUAUUGUGGUUUUCAUGUAAAUUGCUUUCCAUUGGAAACAGAAUUUUGAGCCUGACUUUCAGAGACGGCUUAUGAAACUGGCUAUCUUGGCACAAACUCCUUUUUUUGGAAAUCUUUAUUAAAUGCAGACAUACCCACUGGGUAACGAA